AUGGCGGCCGAAUUGUCCAUUUUAGCAAGUUCGUUUCUGGAGACGAAACCCGAGAGUUAUACAGCCUUUUUUCUUGAAUGCAUAGAAUCAAAACAGCACCUUAAUUUAGAGAAAAUUCCGGAUGGCUGGAUAGGAAAAGUCAAUAGUCUUCUUAAUUCAAAGACUGACUGUUGGUUAGGUGUUUGUCUACUUGGAAUAACAGUUGAACAAUGUGAUACAGAAGCCUUCAGGACAAAUUGUUCAUCAUGGCUAAGAGGUCUUCUCCAGAUAAUUCAGACUUCAAAAAAAUCAAGUGUCCUUCAGUAUUGCAGCAAGAUCCUUGAUAACAUUUUAAAACAUGCAGCAGAGUUUUCAGAAUUAUCAAGAGAGUUGUCUAACUCAGUCCUUCCAUCCAUCAUUUCAACCUUGUUGGCCAACAAAUGUUCAGACGAGAGCUCAGUGUUGUUGAUGCUAUCUUCAUGUAUUCGCUAUUUCCCAGGACCUUCAGGACCCUCCAGGAAUCAAAUUGAGAAAUUUCUUUUACCACCUUUAAAUUCAUUCUGCAAUGAAACAAUGAAGGCUGCAUGCAGUUGCUACGCCUUGUUACCAAGAUGUAGUCGCAGUGGGUCAGGUGACAAGCAACAGCUGUGUCCUUGGAAUAUACAAUGGAACAAAGUGCUUUGUACAAUUCAUAAACUCCUUGAUAGCGCCUAUGAAAAUGUUGAGCCAGUUGCCAACAAACCCUCCCAAGACUCAGAAAAUGAAUCCCUUCCACUUGGUGAUGUUCCAGCCACAGAACCAGACCGAACACACACUCUUAUCACAAGGUUGAAUUCAUUGCUUCACCUCCUCUCAGGAAUGAUAAGGGAAGAACAUCUAAAAGUUGUGGCAGUUCCUAUUGAUUCUACAAUGAACCUUUUGGUGAGAAUAAUGAAUGUGACCUGCAACUCACUGAAAAGUGCUGUUGUUGUGGAAUCAGUGUUGUUGAGAGCAAGUUUACCAUUAAUUCAUACAAAUGCUGUAGAUUUGUUAACCACACUUAUCACAAGGUGUAGAAAUGUGAUGCUUCCAUAUUGUGACUUGUUGAUAAAGCUUCUGGUGCAAGAGCUUACAUGGACUAAAACUCAAGACCCUGCUUAUGGCUUCAACAAACCAUAUAGGAAAUUGAGGUGUUCUGUGUAUCACUGCAUGGAGCACUGGGUUCAACUGACAAAUAGCCUGCCUGAGGAGGGUAGUGUGGUGAACAAAUUGAUGUCACUCAUACUUGAUGACAUUAGGCCAUUAACUUCUCAAACAAAGUUGAUACCAAAUCCUAGCUGUGGAAAUAAACAGCAGUCAAGAAAGGGGAAGAAGAGGAAAAUGCAAGAGGAUGUUGAGCAGUUACUUACAGGUCAACAAAAGAUUGAUGAAAAUGCAAAUGAGAGUGUUACAUGCAGAGCACUCAAAGCCUUAUGUGCAGUAUUGAUUGCAGUUGAAAGUGACAUUCCUCGUGAUGCAUUAAGGGAAGUGCAAGUUGUCAUUGUCAAACUGAUCAUUCAAUGUCAGCAGUCUUCAUUCAAUGGUUUCCCCAUACCUUACACAAGUGCAUAUUGUCGACAGGCAUUGUAUCGUGCUCUACUUAAUUGUCUGCUCACUAACUCUCCUUGUGUUCCACCACCUGUGCAUCAUGCUGCAAGAUUGUUUAGUUUAGGACUGCAGGAUAGUGAUUUUAAGGUAUCAAGUUUCUGCCAAGAGGCCUUAGCUGUAGUUAAUACCAUCAUUCACCCACGGAUAUUCCCACAAGUGUGUUCUGCACCAGGGCCUUUACAGCUUAACACCUCUGAGGAGCAUGCAAAUACAACAGAAAUGGCCUCUUCAAUUACAUUUGAGCAUGUUAUGAAUACAAACUGGCAAAGUCUGAGCGGGGAAUCUGAAAGCAAUAAUGGAAAUCAUGCUGAUUAUUUACAGACAAACCAAAUCCCUAUGGAGCAAGGGGAAUUUGGAGCUAGAGAAGGGGGAAGUAUGGACAACAGUUUUGUUAUAGAUGUCGGGAAUCAAACAGUACAAGAGUCUAUACAGAAUGAAACAUCUUUUAAUCAAUCUGAUAAGUCUUUUACUAGUAAGAGUGAUAGGGAAAGCCAAGGUAACAGUGGAAUAGAUAAAUCACUUGCUGAUGUAGGAAACACAGCCAGCCAGAUCUCAACCCAACCUCAGAACAAUGAGUCAAGUCAAACUGUCUUAUCAGAAACAUUGCCUGAUGAAGACUUUGGACCUUCUCCACAGUAUGCUAGAAUAUUUGAGCCCAAGAGAAGGAAAACUGAUACUGAUAAUUGCAGUUCAAAGGAGAGAAUUUUAAUUAACAACAACAGUACAUUGCCCACAGCAAAUAAAGAUCAACUCACAGAAAGUGUUGCAAAUAGUGAUAAUACCUCCUUAAAUGAGGAGAAUGAAAAUGAUGAAACUGCCCAGAUGUUAGCUGCAUUUGUAGACUCAUACCCAGACUCUGAUGAGCAAGAAUUUUCAUGAGUGUUGCAACCAUGUGCCUCCCUAGAAGACCCAGUUAGGCUAACUGUACCUCUACACAAGAAUCAUAUGUGCAGAAACAGCAGAAUACAUCAGAAACUCAAAUGAAAUUUAAUAAAGGAAGCUGACUUCAGUUUACUACACCAACAGAAUACAUGCUCAAGCUGUGUAAUGGAGCAAAAUUAAAACCUUGAUGACAUUUAGUCAUUAAUUUGUAUAAAGGGAACUCAAAAAAGUAAACUUUUGCUGGAAAUGUAACAGCUUCCUCCUUCACUUCCCAAAAGAAAGGAUUUCCAGCUCACCCCGUUGUAGAUCAUAAGAAUAAUAGCUCGUAAUAUUUUUGACAUUAUUAUUAUUAUUAUCAUUAUCAUCAUUAUUGUUAUUAUUACUACAACCAAGUGCAUCAAAUAAACCACAAAUUAUUUUAUUUAUAUCUCUCCUUCAUCCUAUAACACCACUUGAUAUCUACUUUAAUUUAGUUUACCAGUAAUUUUUUUUACUAUUAUUAGUAAUUUUGAAAUAAUUUUUUUCCUUCUUAUGCCCUUUAGGACACUUUAAUCACAGACUUUCACCAAAACAAACACAGUUACAAGUAGGCACAUUAGAGGGCAUAGUCAAAACAAAAUUUUCUGCAAACAAAACCUGCUACAAUUUUGAGCCAAGAAAUUUUCACAGUUUAACUUUUAAGUUUUAUAAAAUAUGUCAAAACAAAUAAAAACAGGAAUGUCACCGUUUAUUUUAUGAAGGUAUAUUAUCAGUGCCACUUUCCACUUCUUCGUUUUCACUGACAGUCCGUAGUAAAUAUGCAUUAACAGUUCCUUUCUUUCUGUCCACCUCUGAAGCCUUUGUACUUGCCAGAUCAAAUUCUUUUUGUAACUUUAUUGCAAACUGAAGGUCUUGUUCUUCUUGUUUUCUUCUUUCUUCAAGGAAUUGUAGAUUGCUCAUGUUAAAAAUAUCACUAAAUGUAGAACUUGAUGAAAAGAUGGAAUCCUCUUUGUCUUCAGAGGAAUUUUUUC
Messenger RNA from Pocillopora verrucosa, 3497 nucleotides. Its product is annotated as proline-, glutamic acid- and leucine-rich protein 1. The record is from RefSeq and is a predicted model, not a curated record. Gene Ontology annotation, cellular component: nucleus. NCBI's taxonomy places the organism in Eukaryota, Metazoa, Cnidaria, Anthozoa, Scleractinia, Pocilloporidae. Gene Ontology annotation, biological process: rRNA processing.